GCCGCGGGGGGGGGGGGCGGCCAUGGCGGUGCCGCCGCCGCCGCCGCCGGGCCCCGAGCAGGCCCCGCGGUACCAGGAGUGGAUCCUGGACACCAUCGACUCGCUGCGUUCGCGCAAGGCGCGGCCGGACCUGGAGCGCAUCUGCCGCAUGGUGCGGCGGCGGCACGGCCCCGAGCCCGAGCGCACCCGCGCCGAGCUGGAGAAGCUGAUCCAGCAGCGCGCCGUGCUCCGCGUCUCCUACAAGGGCAGCAUCUCGUACCGCAACGCCGCCCGCGUGCAGCCGCCGCGCCGCCCGCCGCCGCCCGCCCGCCGCCCGCCGCCCGUCAGCCUCCGCGACACCGCGCGGCUGCUCGGCGGCGACGGCCGCCUCACCCGCGGCCGCCUGCAGGGCUCGGCCGCGCCCGGCGGCGCUGGGGGGGCGGCCGGGGCGGCCCCCGGGGCGGGCGGCGGCGGCGGAGCGGGCGGCGGGGCCCGGCCCGAGCGCACCCGGCUGGGCGCCAUCGCCACGGCCCGCGGGGAGCGCGGGAGAGCGGCGGCGGGGAGGGCGCGGAAGCCCCCCUGCAGCAGCAGCGAGGCCUCAGCACGGGAGGAGGAGGAGGAGGAGGAGGAUGAGGACGAGGAAGACGAGGACGGGACGGGCUCCGAGGCCUCGGAGGAGGCGGGGCCGCCGCGGCAGCUGAACGGGGAGGGCCGGGGGGGGCCCCCCCUGCGCCCCCCGGGGCAGCCGCCCCCCGAGCGGCCCCCCCAGGCCAAGGCCUGCGCCCCGGGGGAGGGGGGCUGCCAGCACAUGGCCCCCCUCAAAAAGGAGGGGGCGUUUGGGCAGCCCGACAGAGCAGUGUCCCCGGCGCUGGCCGGCGCAGAGCCCUCGGUGCCGCUGUCCCCAGGCCGGCCGGGCCCCCAGGCCGCCGAGGGGGCGCCCUUCAGCUGCACGGCCGGCCGCAAGGACAAGGCCGUGGAUCCGGUGGAGUGGUCAGUGCGGGACGUGGUCGAGUAUUUCACUGAGGCCGGCUUCCCCGAGCAGGCUGGGGCCUUCCAGGAGCAGGAGAUCGACGGCAAGUCCCUGCUGCUGAUGCAGAGGGCCGACGUGCUGACCGGGCUCUCCAUCCGCCUGGGCCCCGCCCUCAAGAUCUACGAGUACCACGUGAAGCUGCUGCAGCGCAGCCACUUCCAGGACGAGGAGCCGCCCCCGGAGCCCUUCCCGGCCUGAGACCCCCCAGAAACCCGGGGGGCGCCCCCAGACCCGCGGGGGCGCCUCCCCCCCCUGCUGCUGCACACAGAGACUUUGUGGGGGG
Molecule: messenger RNA, 1292 nt
Organism: Oenanthe melanoleuca
Lineage: Eukaryota; Metazoa; Chordata; Aves; Passeriformes; Muscicapidae
Gene: SAMD1
Product: sterile alpha motif domain containing 1
Exons: 5
Coding region: 23-1207 (394 amino acids)
Molecular function (GO): DNA binding; protein binding
Source: RefSeq, a predicted model, not a curated record